CGCUAGAAGAAUGUUAAUAUUAGAAAGCUUAGAAAAUCCUAAAAAAUCAGGGCGACACCAGCAGCCGCUCCCCCGCCUUCAUCAGGGCCGCCGCAUCCUUGUGCCGCAGCAGCUGCCAUGGGCUCCCGGCACUUCCCGGCACGGACCGUGCUCUUCGAGAAGGAAUCCAGCGGUGUCACCUACCGUGUGCCCGCCCUGCUCUACCUGCCCUGCGUGGCCAAGCUGCUGGCGUUCGCCGAGGAGCGCCUCAGCGCCGACGAUGCCCACGCCAACCUGCUGGUGCUGCGCCGCGGCUCCGUCUACGGCAGCUACGUGCAGUGGGAAGACAUGCGUGUGCUGGAGACAGCAACGCUGCAGCACCACCGCUCCAUGAACCCCUGCCCGCUCUACGAUGAGUUCACGGGCACCCUCUUCCUCUUCUUCAUCACCGUGCUGGGCAGGACGCCCGAAGCCUACCAGAUUGUCACUGGCCAAAAUGUCACCCGCCUGUGCUGUGUCACCAGCGCUGACCAGGGCCUGAGCUGGAGCACGGCCACAGACCUGACACAGCAGGUGAUUGGUGCCACCAUCAAAGACUGGGCGACGUUCGCGCUGGGCCCCGGGCACGGGAUCCAGCUGCGCUCGGGCCGGCUGCUGGUGCCCGCCUACAGCUACCACAUCGACUGCAAGGAGUGCUUCGGGCAGCUCUGCAAGACCACCCCGCACUCCUUCGCCUUCUACAGCGACGACCACGGCCGCGCCUGGCGCUUCGGGGAGUUCAUCCCCAACCUGCAGUCGGGCGAGUGCCAGCUGGUGUCCGUGGAUGAGGAGGACGGCUCCAACGUCCUCUACUGCAACGCGCGCAGCCCGCUGGGCUUCAGGGUGCAGGCGCUGAGCACGGACGACGGGGCCGUGUUCCACGGGGGGCAGCUGGUGCAGCGGCUGGUGGAGCCGCCCCACGGCUGCCACGGCAGCGUCAUCGGCUUCCCCGCGCCGCUCGUGUACGUCCCUGCUGCCUCCCGGGACACCGGGAUGCCCUCCCGGGGCUCGGGGCGCCGCCUGCUCCCCGGGGCGCUCCGGGCGCUUGGGCACCCGCCCACCCGGCAGGGGGACUCUGCGGCGAGCCCCAGCCCCGCUCCCUUCUUCCAAGCGCCAACGUGGAUCCUGUACUCGCACCCCACCAGCCCCAUGUCCAGGGUGAACAUGGGCGUUCACCUGAGCACCUUCCCCAGGGACGCCGAGAGCUGGACAGAGCCCUGGGUCAUCUACGAGGGCCCGAGCGCCUACUCGGACCUGGCGUACCUGGAGCUGCCGCAGCGGGAGGCGCCCGUGGCCGGCGGCACCGCCGCCGCCUUCGCCUGCCUUUACGAGAACGGCGUGAGGUCUCCCUACGAGCAGAUCUCCUUCAGCAUGUUCACGCUGCACGAUGUGCUCCAGAACAUCCCCCUGACAGCCGCUGCUCCCCCCCGGCCCCGCGGCGGGAGGAGGAGGAGGAGGAGGAGGAGCUGCUUCAUCUCCUAGAGCCCGCCUAGGUCAGCUCCCCCAUCACCACCACCCCAGUGCUGGAUCCUGGAGCAUCCGCCCCUCGGCUGGGUCCUGCCACCGUCCAGCACGGCCCCAGCACACGGAGGUGUCA
Agelaius phoeniceus (red-winged blackbird) is the source of this 1615-nucleotide messenger RNA. NCBI's taxonomy places the organism in Eukaryota, Metazoa, Chordata, Aves, Passeriformes, Icteridae. The record is from RefSeq and is a predicted model, not a curated record.